Molecule: messenger RNA, 2128 nt
Organism: Ziziphus jujuba (common jujube)
Lineage: Eukaryota; Viridiplantae; Streptophyta; Magnoliopsida; Rosales; Rhamnaceae
Product: laccase-2-like
Exons: 6
Coding region: 123-1892 (589 amino acids)
Biological process (GO): lignin catabolic process
Cellular component (GO): apoplast
Molecular function (GO): hydroquinone:oxygen oxidoreductase activity; copper ion binding
Source: RefSeq, a predicted model, not a curated record
GUAUCAUCAAGGAAAAGUUAAGGAAUUAUCUUCCUUUUUUUUUUUUUUUUUUCCUCUCCAACCAAACACAAUCAGACACUGAAAAGAAAAAAAGAAAAAAGAAAAAGAAAGAGAUAAACAAAAUGGGUGCUCGUCUUCCUUCUUCACUAACAGUUCUCGCGGCUUGUCUCAUUGUUGUGAGCUCUCUUUGUGCAUUUCCUCAGGCUGCUGGUGCAAAUGCAACUCCAAAGCAUACAGGCGUUACGAGGCACUACAAGUUCGAAAUAAAGUUGAAAAAUGUGACACGUUUGUGUCACACUAAGAGCGUCGUGGCAGUGAAUGGGAAAUUCCCAGGGCCAAGAGUUGUUGCCAGAGAAGGAGACAGGCUUGUGGUUAAGGUUGUUAACCUUGUUCCGUACAACAUAACCAUUCAUUGGCAUGGUAUUCGACAACUUCGAAGUGGGUGGGCAGAUGGACCUGCUUAUAUCACCCAAUGCCCAAUUCAAACAGGCCAAACUUACGUUUACAACUUCACCAUUGUUGGGCAGAGAGGAACUCUCUUUUGGCAUGCUCACUUCUCCUGGCUAAGAGCCAGUGUCUAUGGGCCUCUUAUUAUCCUCCCUAGGCGCAAUGAAUCUUACCCUUUUGUCAAACCCUACAAGGAAGUUCCAAUUCUGUUUGGAGAGUGGUGGAACGCGAACACAGAGGCUGUUAUUAGUCAAGCUCUUCAGACUGGGGCUGGCCCAAAUGUCUCUGAUGCCUACACCCUUAAUGGACUUCCUGGCCCAUUAUACAAUUGCACACAAAAAAAUGAGACUUUUAGGCUAAAGGUGAAGCCUGGAAAGACCUAUCUACUACGUUUGAUCAAUGCUGCACUCAAUGACGAACUAUUCUUCAGGAUUGCAAAUCAUACCUUUACCGUGGUCGAAGCCGAUGCAAUUUACGUUAAGCCAUUUGAAACUGAUCUUCUAGUCAUAGCCCCAGGACAAACCACAAAUAUUCUCCUCAAGACCAAGGAUCAUUUUCCAAACGCUUCAUUCUACAUGUUAGCCAGACCAUAUUUCACAGGACAAGGAACAUUCGACAACACCACCAUUGCCGGAAUUCUCGAAUACCAAAACCCUUCAAACCCUUCCACCAAUAACACCAACUCUACACCAAUAACACCAACUCUCCCAGCCAUCAAUGCCACUUCAGCGGUUACAAAUUUCACCACCAAAAUCCGAUCCUUGAACAGUGCAAAAUUCCCUGCUAAAGUCCCACAGACCGUUCAAAAGAACUUCUUCUUCACCAUAGGUCUAGGAAGCAAUCCUUGUCCUAAGAACCAAACCUGCCAGGGCCCUAAUAACCGAACCAAAUUCGCAGCUAGUAUCAACAACAUCUCUUUUGCUCUACCAUCCACCGCUCUUCUCCAAUCCUAUUUUUUCAGAAAAUCGAAUGGGGUUUAUGCCACUGAUUUCCCUAAAUUCCCUCUUCAUCCAUUCAACUACACUGGAACUCCACCGAACAAUACCAAUGUCAUCAAUGGGACGACCAAGGUGGAGGUUCUUCCAUUUAACACCAGUGUGGAGAUUGUCCUCCAAGGCACCAGCAUUCUUGGAGCUGAGAGCCAUCCUCUGCAUUUGCAUGGAUAUAAUUUCUAUGUUGUUGGCCAAGGUUUCGGUAACUUCGAUCCUAAGAAAGACCCUGCAAACUACAAUCUUGUCGACCCCCCAGAAAGGAACACCAUCGGUGUACCUACCGGCAGUUGGGUUGCAAUCCGAUUCCUCGCCGAUAACCCAGGUGUUUGGUUGAUGCACUGCCAUUUUGACGUGCAUUUGAGUUGGGGAUUGAGGAUGUCAUGGAUCGUCCAAGAUGGAAGUCUUCCCAAUCAGAAGUUGCCUCCUCCACCAUCCGAUCUUCCCAAAUGUUGACCGUGGAUGGAGACUGAAGCACUCGUCAUGCCUUAAUUGUCUUAUUUUCAUUACUCUUUUUACAAUUUAACUUAUAAUUAUAUUGUUUUUGUCCUGCCUUUUUUUUUUUGUUUUUUUGGGGGUUCCUUUGUAUACCAACAUUGGGUGAAAGUUUGCGGAGAAGAUUUUGCACUAGACGGGAAAUCAAUGUCCUUUGUUGGAUAAUAAAAUAAUAACAAAUUCAAGAAAUUAAACAA